Molecule: messenger RNA, 4380 nt
Organism: Plasmodium gonderi
Lineage: Eukaryota; Apicomplexa; Aconoidasida; Haemosporida; Plasmodiidae
Exons: 2
Coding region: 1-4380 (1459 amino acids)
Source: RefSeq, a predicted model, not a curated record
AUGGGUGUCCUAAAAUUGAAAAGUGAUAAGAAGAGGAAAGAAAAGUGUAAGGAAACUAAAAUAGAUUAUGCAAAAUGUAUAAAAAAAACAAAAGUUAAAGAAAAAAUAAUUCGAAAAGAAGUUGAAAAUGAUUUUGAUGUUUCUAUAUUUAUGAAAACAGACCACGCUUCCAGUAAAAUACGACAACUGAAUUAUGCAAAAUUAGUUAAAGGGAUGAGAAAAAACAAAAAUUUAAUUACUAACCAUAUAGAAAAAAUUCUGGAAAUUUAUGGAAUGGGUAUUAUAGAUGAAGAUGAAAAUGUAAGAAAUUAUUCUUCUAAAAUAUUUUACCAUUUGAUAAAUAGUAAUAUAGAUUUUGACAUUUUCCAUAGCAAGGUUAAAACUUGUUUGUUCCAUUCUUUGAAAAUAGAAAAGGUUUCUUUAAAAGUGUUAAAUCUAGAACUGUGUCAUAUUUUCUUCUUUACAAAAAUUGAAUAUUGCUAUAAGUUUUUUUACGAAUUUUUGAAUAACAUUUUGAGUUGCUUCGUGUCUAUCCCAAUUGAGCAGCAAGUCAGAACUGUAAAAUAUUUCUUCCUCUUAUUCAAGUACAAAGUUAAGUAUAAGCGAUGGAAAAAUGAGAAAAAGCACAUCAGUGAGAAAAGUGAAAUGAGUUGGAUAAGGAGUAAGGGAGAGUCCAAUCCGCUUGAGUCUAAAAGAGGCACACUAAGAAUACGCUACGAAAAUCGGGAUAGAAAUAAUGUGACAGUUAAUGGCGACAAAUAUUCUUCUCAUCAUAUGAUGAAGAAAGGAGAAAGAGACACAGUGGAAGAAGAUAUAUAUAUGAACGGAACACAGAUGAGGGGGCGUUCCCAUCGAAUAGAUACAAAUGCUGAUUCUGGAAUGGAAUCGGAGGAUUGUUACCAACUUAUAACAUGUAUGAACAGACGAAACAGUCAUUGUGAUCCUUUUUUACUGAAGAAAGACAUAAAAGUUAGUAUCAAGAUGGUGACAAAAAUGGGUAUAUAUACAAAAUUGCUGAAGUGUUUUCAUAAUUUUAUGGAUGAAGUAACUUACAAUUCAAUCAAUGUGGAUUUGAUUCAUUUAUAUACUAAAAUUUUGAAAAUAAUAAUACUUAUAAUAAAAAAAAAGAAAAAACAAAUUUUUAAAGAAGAAAUGAUGAUACUAAUUAAAAAAUUUAUAAAAAAGGCAAUUGAAGUUAUCAAUGAAAAUAUAGUAAAUUUAAGUAAUUCCAAUAAGGGAGUAAAGAAUAUGAUAUAUUAUUUCAUAGUCCUGAUUACAACCUUGUGCAUAAAGACUAUGGAUCAUUUGGAGGAUGUAAAUAAGAAUAUAUAUAUGAAUCCUUUUUGUUUAGUAAAGUAUUGCCUCUCUAUAUAUUUCUAUGUCUUUAUAGAUUCUGAAUUUUUUCCCAUAAUAAUAACAAAUCGGAUGUACGGAAAGAGUGGACUAGACGAGGUAACGUACACCACUGAUGAAGGAAAAAACCAACAAAGGUUUAUAGAUGUGCCAAACGGAGAUUUAAAGGAAAAUGAUUCAUCCAGUUUUACUGAGUAUUGCGCCUAUAGUAAGAAAAAUAGCAAUAAUGAUGGAUCCAUAGAUGGAAGGGAUAAAUUUUGCAAUGAAAACAGGAAGAAAGAGCCAAGCAGAAAUUCUGAGAAAUACUCAAAAAAAUACUUUCAUCUGUUAAUCUAUUUUUACGAAAUAUUUAUGCAUAGAAAGGAUGAGAAAAUACUGCUGCGUUAUGGUACAUCAUGUGAGCAGAAAAUCGAGAGGAAAAAGAACAACAAUGAUUAUGAUGAUGGUAAUAUUAUUAGUAGUAACAUUAGUAGUAGUAACAGUGGCAGCGGGGGUAGUAAUGACAACCAUGUCAAUAAGAUAAUAGUGUUAAUUGAAAAAAAAAUAAAUUCUUACGUAAAUUGUACCGAUGUGAAUACUGUAUGCGGAUUUAUUUUAAGCUAUUUAAAGAGCUUUUCAGAAACGAGCAUUGAUAAAAUUAGCCAUUUUUGCUAUUUCAUAAUUAUACUUGCUCAGCAGGCAAAUGCCCUGGGUAAAUUUGAGGGAGGAAAGUUCUUUACUUUUAAUCAGAAAAGUACAGAAUGGCAUAAGAGUCAAUGCAUGAAUAUAAAAGACAUGGGCAUUGGAGGCAGAACAAAUGGGAAAUUAUCGUUUCAAUUUUUAAGCAGUCCAUUUAUGUUUAUGUUUUUAGUGGAUUGUCAAUUUUUCCUAAAUAAUAAGUUUUUUGAGACGUUUUACGAAUGCUUCAAUGAAGAUCAGAAGAACAAAAUAAUGGAAGUCAUUUUUUUUGUGCAAAAUGAAGAUUAUACAAUUAAUAUAAUUACGAAGGAAGUGUUUGAUAAAUUUUUGAGAAAUAUAUAUUUCUUUUUGUAUAAUUAUGACAAUUCUAUUUUUGUGAAAAAUUGUUUAUUUUUCUUUUCCUUUUUAUCUGUAAAUAAGCAUAAAAUGAAGAAAGUAUGUGGAGAUUUUGAAAAUUUCAAAGGAAAUAAGCAGGACCUAGAAAGACUGUUUCAUCUAGAUGUAAGAAACAGCUUACACGAAGUCGUAAAGGAAAAAAGAGAAAAAUUAAUCAAUUACUUUCUAUGCAGAAAUAGAGAAAUUAUUAUUUCAUUUGAUCUAAUUGCUAAUUUGUAUUUUGUGUGCGAGAACACGAAUAAGAAAUUGCUCUUGUUCAUUUAUUUAUUAAUUGUAAAAUUCGAAAUAGUUAGAAGUAAGAUGAACUCUUCUCUGGUAAAGGAAGAAGCCAUGAUUCUGCUUAACAGGGUUUCUCGUAUUCCUAUUAGUGAUUUGUCUAUGUGUCAAGAGAUGGAAGAAAAAACUGAUUAUUUUUCUUCUGUUGAUAUGCUAUCAAAACCAGGAUGUCAAAGCGGUGUGCAGGAAGGCACACACAUGGGGUGGAAGAAAGAAAAGGGGGAUAUACUAUUGUUCCAAAAAAAAUUCAGAUUUAUAAUAUGCCAAGAAUAUCUAUUUAGAGAAGAUUUUUUACUUUUUUUUCUUAAACUAAAUUUGUCCGAAACGUAUUUUGUUUUUAGAAAUGAUAUUUACACUUUAAUUGAAUCGGAAUGUUUAAGAGGAAGUAUAAAUAGGAUCGACUUGGAACACUUAGAUGAAAUAAAAUAUGCUAAUAUUAUUUUGAUUAUAAAAAGAAUGUCUUACAUUAUUUCGAAUGUAAAGGUACAAAUUGACAAUAAUUCAAAGAAUAUAAAUAAUUCCGUCGUGAUAACGGAUUACUUAUUUUCAGUAAUUGAUCGCGUAGGUCUAACAGAUAGUACAUUGGAAGUAGGCAAAAAUAUUUGUGAAAGAUUGUUCAUAUUGGUUAAAAUAAUUUUUCUCUUUUAUUUCGUGUCUUUUAAUUUGUUCCCGUCUUUAGAGACAAAUUGGAGGCUAGUCAAUUCGGGGUUGAAUGACGACAGGAGAAAGGUUGCGGAUGGUAUGGUGAAAGCUGGGAAAAAGGACGAGUUAGAUAUAUUGACCUCUGUGGAUAUGAGAACCGAACAUAUUUACUAUUAUAAAACCGAAGAUGUGAUAAUAGAUGUGGAACUUUUUGUAAAAUACUUAAAAGAAGUCUUUUCACAAAAUGAAUAUACUCAAAUAGAACAUAAAAUGAACAUGUUUGUAUAUGUGAUGCCACACUUUUCAAUCACAAGGAGAUUAUUUAAUUUCAUGUUUGAACAGGAUAUUAUGUAUAUUUCUAAUGUGAAUAAAGAUCUUGAAUAUUUCGCAUGUACACGUCAAGGGUAUGAUUUGAAUACACACGUAACGUUCCAAGAAUUGCUGAACAAAUUUGAAAGUUGCAUGAAUGUUUUUAGUUUUAAAAAAUUAUUAGAUUUACCAGUACGGGAAGUAAUAAAAUUGUUGACUAUCACGAUUUUUAAAAUGUCCAUUAAUAGAAAUAUAUUACACGUUCACUUGUUAAAUAAUUUCAAGAAUUUGCCGAAUGAAUAUUUUUACGAUUUAAAUUUUUUCCUUUUUUUUUAUCAUUUUUUGUCCUUUCUGAUUCAAAAAAUGAGGAGCUUGGCGGAGUGUUCCUUUUCCCAACGUACUUAUUACUCAAUAUCGUUUAUAAUUGAUACACUUUUAUGUAGCUAUUGCAUUAAGGAGAAUGUUGAGAAGACCACGAAUAUGGAAUCUUAUAGGAUUUCUAAAGGUUUGUCAUCUGAUUCAGAAGAAAAUGAUUCACGAGAUAAACCAGAUGAAGAACCUUACAAUAGAUCUGAAGAGAUGACGAGCGAAACGAUACUUACAGUUAUAAAAGGCAAGAUAGAAAAACUGAAUGAUCUUUUAAGACAUGUAGUUAACGAAAUAUCAGAAAAGGAGAAAAAAUACGUUUUCCCCAAGGUGCAGUUGCUUAUAGAAUAUUAUUUUUGA